AUGACAGACAAACCGGCGGGUGUCACUAUUCGUGAUGUAAAGAAAGAACAGCAAGAACGGUUGCGUUCCAUACUGCAUUAUCAGUUUCCCUCAGAGGAGCUCAGUCCGAAUCACACCUUCUGUGGUCGAUGCAAACUCAUCAAUUUUGAUGCCAUCUUCAAAUUGCUGGCGACUCGGUCAGACUCACAAGAAACUGCAGUUGCCAACAUCGGGAGCGUUGAUCGGACCAUGUUGACUUUGACUUGUCCCUGUUGUGUCUUUUGUGCUCAGAUUGUCUUCCUCAACAAACCCCAGUAUCCGUUUGAUAUGGUUAAUGACUGCUAUAUCCAGGCACAGUCCUGUCGGAAACAGGGAUCGGCUCAAAACGAUGCGAAUCAAGAACCCUAUGGCUCUUAUCAUAAAUGUUUGAAGCUCUAUUGGUCUGGACCAAGCUUACAAGCCUAUGACACUUGGAGACCGGGCCCCCUGUCAGAACACCUUAUCUUCCCAGCCGGCCAGUACCCAGAUGGCGCAUGGGCUUUGGAAGAUGGCGCUGUGUAUGCACGACAUCUUGAUCUAAGCACCAUUGAAUACGGUCACAUCGUACGAUGUUUGCACCAAUGUCGGUCCAGCCACGCAAGCUGCAAGAAAAUAGACCCUGACUCGGUUAUCAAUACAAGGCUGAUCGACUGCCAGACAAAUCCUCCGACCCUUGUCGAUGGCUCAACGGAUAUGGACUACUUCGCUUUGAGCUAUUGCUGGGGCUUUGCACCGCCUGGCGUGACAAGAAGAGCCGAUGCCGCAGGCGCAGCCUUGGACGCAGCCUCCCUUCCCCAGACAAUAAGAGAUGCCAUUGUCGCCACCAUCAAGCUUGGGGGUACUCAUCUAUGGGUCGAUGCAAUCUGUAUCGAUCAAGACGAUGCACUCUCAAAAGAAACCCUCAUCAGCAGGAUGGACUAUGUGUAUAACAAGGCAGAUCUCGUGCUUGUUGCACUAGGAGAUGACUCAAGUACGGGACUGCCGGGAGUUUCGACGCCCAGAAUUCCACAACCUGCUCUAAGAAUCGGUGUCACGACACUGGUCUCAAACAUGUCUGAUCUCCGCGAGCUACUACAGGCCUCUAGGUGGAGCAGUCGAGGCUGGACAUAUCAAGAGGUGGUAUUGGCUCGCAGGUGCCUUUUCUUCACUCCUGAGCAAUGGCAUUUUGUGUGUAGAACUUCGUCAGCUUAUGAGACUUUGGUUGAAGAUCUGCCCAAAUUUGACGACCGUCGAAUGGAUCUUUAUGCUCUGCGGUCUACGCUAUUUCGGAUGGCAGGAACCAACGCGCACGAUCUUGAGAUUACCGAGGAUGUUCGGGAAUAUACAAUCAGAGACCUGUCCUUCGACAGCGACUUUCUCAACGCAUUUCGAGGAGUUCUUCGCAGGAGUGGUUUACAUUCUCUAUGUGGAGUUAUCGCGCUGGAAGCUAAGAAUCGCCUAUACGCACAAAGAGAUCUUGAAAGUGGAUUUGCACUGGGGCUUUUCUGGGCCGGUCAAGAUCGCUAUUUCACGAGGACGCCGGGUCAAGGUCCUGCGCGAACUACCCGGCGCCCUGGCUUUCCCACAUGGUCGUGGCUCUCCUCACGAGGUGUGGUUGAUAUGACUUGGAGUAACCCUCAAGACUUUAUCCCGGACUUUUCAGGGAUCAAUGUUCAUGCAGUAUUUAGCUUACAGGAUACCAAUGGUAUCGCGACGCCUUUGACCACCAUGUGGCAGGGUGGCGCCGCAGGGGGUUCGCUGAACAAGUUUUUGGAACUGCAAUCGGGCCAGCAUCUUCAGAUUACAAGUUACAUCGUCACUGUCCGAUUUAUGAAACCCUCCCAGGCCGUCAUGCUCCAGGAAUACUGGUUCAUCUUGGACGGUCCCCUCACUCUCUUCGCUGACGAUAAUGGCGCUCUUGGCAGACCCGAAGAGACGGUGUUUUACUCAGCAACUCUGAAAAUCGCGACCGGAGACAUUCGAAAGGUCUACGAUCAGGAGAACAUCGCUUUUGACAAGGAAGCGUUCUCUGACCCAACCCUCCGUGAGCGCAUUCUCCAGGAGGAAUUCGAAUUAUUGUUACUAGUUUCUCAUGGGCACGAACAGCGUCAACUGAACUAUUGGAUAAUUCUGGACAAGGAGAAUGGGAAGAGGAGGAGAAUCGGUAUUGCCAGGUGCGAAGGCUACAGAUACACGGUCACCAACUCCAGCCAGCAGAGUGAACUUUGCAACUCCUUCCAUGACGGAAAUUUAUCUAACAUGCCCGAUGACUACAUCUUCCUCCCGAAGAAGACAAUCGUUACCAUGGUAUAGACGUCACUGAAUCCUCGACCUUAUCUUCCUAUCGAGCUUCCUCUUAAACUGCGCUAUGAUGUCCCUCAGCGUCUCCACAACCCACGGACUUGCACAUGAGAUGAACAGUGCUUCCGCUUUGGCGUCCACCUCUGUCCAAUCUUUGUCCCGGCGAGCGUCUUC
This is a messenger RNA of Cladophialophora immunda, 2472 nucleotides long. RefSeq lists its product as uncharacterized. The coding region runs from base 1 to 2310 and encodes 769 amino acids. The transcript has a single exon. NCBI's taxonomy places the organism in Eukaryota, Fungi, Ascomycota, Eurotiomycetes, Chaetothyriales, Herpotrichiellaceae. The record is from RefSeq and is a predicted model, not a curated record.